Messenger RNA from Papilio xuthus (Asian swallowtail), 635 nucleotides. RefSeq names its product basic helix-loop-helix transcription factor scleraxis. The record is from RefSeq and is a predicted model, not a curated record. Bases 78 to 488 code for a protein of 136 amino acids. The transcript has 4 exons. NCBI's taxonomy places the organism in Eukaryota, Metazoa, Arthropoda, Insecta, Lepidoptera, Papilionidae. Gene Ontology annotation, biological process: regulation of transcription by RNA polymerase II; developmental process. Gene Ontology annotation, molecular function: RNA polymerase II transcription regulatory region sequence-specific DNA binding; DNA-binding transcription factor activity, RNA polymerase II-specific; protein dimerization activity.
ACGCACGAGCAUUAGUACGCAUCUUACGUUGAUACUGGCAACCACGCACCAAAUUAUAUUAAUUAAAAAAAAAUUACAUGGAUAAUUUUCUAAACUGCAGGUACAUUGAAAACGACUGGGAAAAAAAUAUAACGCAUUCGGUUUCAUAUAAUACAGUGGAAACAGUGCCAAAUACAAAGCAGAGGUGCCAAGCGAAUGCAAGAGAGAGGGACAGGACGCAAAACAGCGUGAAUAUGGCGUUCAAUGCGCUGCGUCUUCUGAUACCGACGGAACCGCCAGACCGCAAACUCAGCAAAAUCGAGAUACUGCGCCUUGCUGGCAGCUAUAUCACACAUCUUGACAACCAACUGUAUACCGGUGUAAUGGAACAGCCUUGUCUCCAGAGAAAUGAAUUCAAUUGCAAAAACAGUCCGCUCUGUACAUUUUGUUGGUCGACAGUGAAAAAGGAUAUGUCAAAUAAAUCAUUGAGUUUUGACACACCGUACUAGGGAUAUUCUGAAGAAUGUCAUCUACUCCUAGUCUUAAUAAAGCUUUAUUAUUAUAGUAUUAACUAAUUACUUUUGAUAAAAUAAAUGUAAAACAUAUAAUCCUUUAUUUGUAUGAUGUUAUUGCAAAUAAGACUCAUACCGAGUUAA